UAUGAAAACAAGCAAUGACAAAACAAAUAGACGGAAAUGUUUUCAAUAUACGACUUUGAUAAUUAAUAUAAUAUUAAACCGAGAUUUCUUCGCUUGGCAACGUAGACCUUGCUUUUCACAUUAGUAUUAAAUGCCAAAUAUAAAGUAAUUUGUUAAAAAAAAAAAAUCUUCAGAGAAAAAUAAUGUUAAUAGAAUUGAAUCUUCAAAAUUUAACGCAAAUCUUCUGGACCAUAAUUUUUCUAUUAAAUUUGUAUGUAGUAUUGUUGUUGUAUCGCAUGUCAAAAAUAUACCGUUCCGAGAGGAGAAUUAAAUUACUUGAGGUCGCCAACAUCAAGGAGCACAUCGAAUUUAUGGGUAGUCGUCCGGAAAAGUCCACAUCGUCUGCCUUCUCAGCAACGGGCAAUUUCACGACACGCAGCCGCUUUUUCGAACAAUUCUUAGACUCGGAACCGUCACAGCUGCGCACAUGCAUGCAAAUACGUUCCAACUUCCGUUCGAACUCCUCAACUACAGCUGUCGAUGAAGAUCCCGAUGAACAGCGCGAACAACGCCUAAGAACACAUAAGCAACACCAAAGCCAACGUACGAAGCAACUGCAAUUGGAAUUGCAACAAAAGUAUCAUAAAGCACAAAAACAACGUCAACAGCAAGAGCAACUGUUGACACAACAAAAGCCACAUCAAACGAGAUAUCGCUGCGAGGGCAGCAUAAUGAGACAACAACCGCUACCGCUAAGGGAUCCCAAAGUAUUUGUGGAAGCAAACACUGAAGACGUGUCUUACAACUCCAAAGCGGACGAUGAGCAUACGCUCUAUAUAUCGGAUAGUUUCGGACGUGUGGUGCAUGAGAUCCCAUUUCGGGAAUGCGAUUAUAUGGAUGCUUUACAAGUGGUGCUGGGUGAUCAGCGUUGGAAGAUUAAGAAAGCAUGGAGUGAACGCUCCAACUGAGUACCGUUUUCUUACACAAAAAUUUCUUUGUGCUAUUUAUACAAUAUGUUUUUUUUUUUCUAUAAGCAUCUUGUUCGGUCUCUUAAAUUAUGUCCUGUUUUGUGUGUUGCCUUUUGCGAGUACUGGUCUUGAAUAAGUUUCGGUAGUAAUAAAUGAUGAAAGUUCAAUUAGUUA
Bactrocera oleae (olive fruit fly) is the source of this 1121-nucleotide messenger RNA. RefSeq lists its product as uncharacterized. Lineage: Eukaryota; Metazoa; Arthropoda; Insecta; Diptera; Tephritidae. The record is from RefSeq and is a predicted model, not a curated record.